AGCACUACAAAUUAUUAAAAAUAAACAAAGUAAACCAUGGCAGCUGAUGAAAUUGUCAAUGAAUCAAUGGAUGUUGAUGAAGUUCCAUCAACAAGUAAUGAAAAAACAACAAAAGUUGGUAAAAAUUCAACUCUACCAUGGAUUGAAAAAUAUCGUCCUCAAGUAUUUUCUGAUAUUGUUGGUAAUGAGGAUACAGUUGCAAGAUUAGCAAUAUUUGCUCAACAUGGUAAUGCACCAAAUAUUAUUAUUGCUGGUCCACCAGGAGUUGGAAAAACAACAACAAUUCUUUGUCUUGCAAGAAUAUUACUUGGUCCAGCAUUUAAAGAUACUGUAUUAGAAUUAAAUGCAUCAAAUGAUCGUGGUAUUGAUGUUGUUAGAAAUAAAAUUAAAUUAUUUGCACAAAAAAAAGUAAAUUUACCACAAGGUAAACACAAGAUUAUUAUUCUUGAUGAAGCUGAUAGUAUGACAGAAGGUGCACAACAAGCACUAAGACGUACAAUGGAAAUUUACAGUAAUACAACACGUUUUGCACUUGCUUGUAAUAACAGUGAAAAAAUCAUUGAACCAAUACAAUCAAGAUGUGCCAUGUUAAGAUAUGGAAAACUAUCUGAUGCUCAAGUUUUAGCUAAAAUCAUUGAUGUUUGUGCUAAAGAAAAUGUUUCUUAUACUGAUGAUGGUCUAGAAGCAAUUAUUUUUACAGCUCAAGGUGACAUGAGACAAGCAUUAAAUAAUUUACAAUCAACUUGUAAUGGAUUUGGUCAUGUUAACAGUGAAAAUGUAUUUAAAGUAUGUGAUGAACCACAUCCAUUGUUGAUCAAAGAAAUGCUUGAAUUUUGUACACAAGGUGACAUAUCAAAAGCAUAUGGAAGUUUACAACAUUUAUGGAAAAUGGGAUAUUCAUCUGAUGAUUUAAUUAGUAACAUAUUUAGAGUAUGUAAAAAUUUAAAUAUUGAUGAAGAUAAAAAAUUGGAAUACAUCAAGGAAAUUGGAGUAACUCAUCUUGGUAUUGUCAAUGGAAAUACAAGUUUACUUCAAUUAAACAGUCUCUUGGCUCGACUCUGUCGUUUAUCAUUAAAAAAAUAA
This is a messenger RNA of Aphidius gifuensis, 1083 nucleotides long. RefSeq names its product replication factor C subunit 2 (gene RfC4). The transcript is spliced from 4 exons. Lineage: Eukaryota; Metazoa; Arthropoda; Insecta; Hymenoptera; Braconidae. Bases 37 to 1083 code for a protein of 348 amino acids. Gene Ontology annotation, molecular function: DNA binding; ATP hydrolysis activity; ATP binding. Gene Ontology annotation, biological process: DNA repair; DNA-templated DNA replication. The record is from RefSeq and is a predicted model, not a curated record. Gene Ontology annotation, cellular component: nucleus; DNA replication factor C complex.